AUGAAAACACUUUGUUUAAGAUCAACAACUGUUAUGAUAACAACAAGUAAAGCAUUAAAUCUAUUUGAUCCACAUCGUCGUUCGACAUCAGUAUUGAAAACGCUAACAACAGCUACAACAAUAUCAGCAAAUAUUUUAACAACAACCACAUCAAUUUCAUCGACUACUUCUGUCGUAUCUAUUCUUGUGCGACCCACAUUAUCAAAAAUUUGA
This is a messenger RNA of Rotaria sp. Silwood2, 213 nucleotides long. The record is from the annotation of a GenBank genome assembly. NCBI's taxonomy places the organism in Eukaryota, Metazoa, Rotifera, Eurotatoria, Philodinida, Philodinidae.